Messenger RNA from Felis catus (domestic cat), 5808 nucleotides. It is a transcript of the gene NACA, whose product is annotated as nascent polypeptide associated complex subunit alpha. The transcript has 10 exons. NCBI's taxonomy places the organism in Eukaryota, Metazoa, Chordata, Mammalia, Carnivora, Felidae. Gene Ontology annotation, biological process: protein targeting to membrane. The coding region runs from base 136 to 5697 and encodes 1853 amino acids. Gene Ontology annotation, cellular component: cytoplasm; nascent polypeptide-associated complex. The record is from RefSeq and is a predicted model, not a curated record.
CUGGCUCCCGCUCCUGACCCGGAAUCGGAUCCUGGUCCCGCCCCCUCCACCAGGCUUCCUUCUGCAACAGGCGUGGGUCACGCUCUCGCUCGCUCUCUUUCUGCCGCCAUCUUGGUUCCGCGUUCCCCGCACAAAAUGCCUGGUGAAGCCACAGAAACCGUCCCUGCUACAGAGCAGGAGUUGCCACAGCCCCAGGCUGAGACAGCUAUGCUUCCUGUGUCUUCAGCCUUGAAUGUCACUGCUGCCUUAGGGCAGCCUGAAUCUACCCUUCCCCCUUCUUGUUCCCUGGCUCCCCAACAAUGCCCUCUGGCAACCCCUAACCAGCCUUCCCCAUUUCUUUCUCCCUCUAGUGUUGCUUCAACCCCUUUUGAAGCUCCUUUUCCCCAGUCAUCCUCUGGGACAGCCCUGCCUUUGGGAGUUGUCCCUUCCCCCACUGACACCCCAGCUUUCCUGCCAAACCUACUAGGGCCUCCCAUCUCCCCAGCUGCCUUAGCUCUGGCCUCUCCCAUGAUAACUCCAACUCUGAAAGGCGCCCAUUCUUCUUCAGCUCCCUUGGCUCUGGUGGCCUUGGCUCCCCACUCAGUUCAGAAGAACUCUGCUCAUCCACUUAACCCUCUUAGUUCACCUCCUUCGAUUGCUGUGACUAAGUCAGGGUCAGUGACCUCCCUGUCAUCUCCCAUUGCUUCCUCAGAACCAAAGACCUCUCCUAUUCAAGACCCCUUACAAGUAGACCCUCGAAAAAUUACCCCCGUCCCUCCAAGUAUAGUCAGUGCUGUUCCUGCCCAUGUUGGAACUCCCUUGGCCUCUGUUCAGUCUGGAGUAGCCUCAUGUCCUCAGAUGCCACCCACCACUCCCCUAGCCAUCACUCCCCCUCAGUUCAGAGACAUCCCUGUUUCCUCAGCUCUGACUUCUCAACAAAACAAGGAAAGCCUCAGCCUAAAGGGACCCCAUAGUUCACCUGCUGCCUUAUCUGUUUCAACUCAGUCUAUUUCUGUGUCUCCCAACAUCUCUGCAGUUUUUCUCCCUUCUCUAGGCUCUCACCCUGUACCUUUACAUCAGAGUUCUCUUGGUUCUCCUAUUCAGCCCUUAGGUCAAACAGGCCAUAAUGUUCUGUCAGAUGCUAUACGGAAUGCUACUUCUGCAGAUCAUUCUUCCACAGGGACCUCUUACCCUUCUCAGAGAUCUGUAAUUCCUCCCCCUCCUUCCAAAAAUGAGGUGACUUCUGCUGCUGUGGCUGCUUUUCCAGCAGGGACUCGAGAUUCCCCUUUGACUCUUUCUGUUGACAAAGAUCCCUCUGCUGUCACUGGCAUAGCCUCCUACAACCCCUCUGGUUCAUUAAAUGUAGCUACCUCUUCUCCAUUAUCUCCUACAGCCUCUCUCAUUCUCAAAGGUUCUCCUGAUGCCACUCAUCAUCAGCCUUUGGUGGCCCAAAUUCCUGCUUCUCCAGAGAGUCCAAGCUUGAAAGAAGCUCCUGUUUGUUCUGUUGGAACCACCCCAUUUGUUAUGGCUAACCCCUCUACAGUUUCUGCAGCACCUACUACCUUCGAGAUAGCUACUUGUGUCUCUCCUCCAGUUUCAUCAGGUCCCAUAAGUAGUAAGGACUCCACUUCCCAUACUGCCCUUGUUAUGACUCCUGUGGCUCCCAAAGAGCUUCCUGCUCCUCAAGUAACAGCCCCUCUGGGAAUACCAGUCUCUCCUCCUCUGCCAGCCCCUGAGAACCCCAAAAGUCUCCCUGCAUCAGUAUUGGUAAAGUUACCAACACAGAAAGAUCUCCAGACUUCACCUGCCUCUGUUGCUGGAGCCCCUGUUUCACCAGUCCAGGCAGGACUCCCUAUCAAGACAGACCCUACUCUAAUACCAUUGGCCCUGGCAGCCCCUAAAAAUCCCGCCUCUUCCCAAAGUACAUCAUCAUCAUUGGAGAUCCCUCUUUCCCCUGAAACCACCUUAGCAAAGAAAAGCCUUGUAGAGCCUCUCCCUCUAGUUAUGCCAGUCAAUACUACUCCCUGUCCUCUGGGUGUUAACUCUCCAACCUCUGUAAUCAAGACAGAUCCUUAUGCAAGCCCAGACCCCACGAGUCUGCUUCCCAGAAGUUCUCUCCCUACCCCAACCAUGGCUACAUUUUCUGCUGCCACUGCUGGGGUGGCUCCUACCACUAUAGCCAGCCCUUUCCUAGGAGCUGUCUCUUUGGCUCAUAAAAGCCACCCAGAUAAGGAGGUUAGUUCCACUCUUACUAUUUUACCUUUGGUUCCACCAGCCUCCGAAAGUUGCCCUGUGGCUCCAACUGUGACUUUACCCCCCCAGAAUGUUUCUGCUUUUCCAGCUGCCAUGGCACUGGCCCCUGAAAUUCCCAAGUCUGAGCCCUUUCCCUCUCUUCCUCCUCAAGGUGCAAAGAAAGUUCAUGGUAUUUCUCAUACCUCGGCAUUGGAACCUGUGGCUUCCUCUCCUGAAGGGCACCCAACCAAGGACUCUGGUUCUUCUGUUAAUACAUCUUCUCAAGGAACUUCCCUAGCUGACUCCACAUCUCGUUUAGGGACUAGUGUGUCUCCCCAAACUAAAAGACGUCCAACCAAGAAGGGUUCAACUACUUCUACCUUAACUCUUUCUAAAAGUGUACCUGCUAUCCCUGAUACUCCUCCUGGAAAUCACUCAUCCCCUAUUUCUCCAGUUGAAGCUUCCUUUCUUCCAGAGGCCAAUCUUUCUUUUCAAGUCCCUAAAGGGUCACUGGCCAAGAAGCAUUCCCCUACUCCAUCCCCCAAAGAGGCCCCAGAUACCCCAUCUCCCAAAGAGGCCUCCACUCCCCCAGCUGUGGCUCCUCCCUCCCCCAAAAAGUCCCAAGCAGCUCCAUCCCCCAAGAGAGCCCCAGCUACUCCAUCUCCCAAAGGAACCUCCACUGCCCCAGCUGUGGCUCCCCCCGCCCCCAAAGGGGGCCCAACAACUCUAUCCCCUAAAGAGACAUCCACUCCAGCAGUGAAUCCUUCCUGCCCCAAAGGGGCUCCCACCCCCCAGGCCAUAGCUCCUCCCUCCCCCAAAGGGGGCCCAGCAACCCCAUCCCCUAAAGAGCCUUCCACUCCUCCUUCCUCCCCCAAAGAGACUCCUUCCUCCCCCAAAGAGUCCCCAGCUACCCAACUUCCCAGAGGGGCCCCUACCCCAGAAGCUGUGGCUCCUGUCUCUCCCAAAGAGUCCCAAGCAACUCCAGCCCCCAAAAGAGCCCCAGCUGUGGCUCCUCCAGCCCCCAAAAAGUCCCAAGCAACUCCGGCCCCCAAAAGAACCCCAGCUACUCCAUCUUCCAAAGGGGCUUCCACUGCCCCAGCUGUGGCUCCUGCCUCCCCCAAAGGGGGCCCAGCAAUUCCAUCCCCUAAAGAAACCUCCACUCCCCCAGCUAUGACUCCUUCCUCCCCCAGAGAAUCCCCAGCUACCCAACCUCCCAGCGGAGCUCCCACUACCCCAGCUGUGGCUCCUGCCUCUCCCAAAGAGUCCCAAGCAACUCCAGCCCCCAAAGGGGGCCCAGCAACCCCAUCCUCUAAAGAGACCUCCACUCCACCAGCUAGGACUCCUCCCUCCCCCAAAGGGGGCCCAGCAACCCCAUCCUCUAAAGAGACCUCCACUCCACCAGCUAGAACUCCUUCCUCCCCCAGAGCUGCCCAACCUCCCAGAGAGGCCCCCACCCCUCAAGCUGUGGCUCCUGCCUCUUCCAAAGAGUCCCAAGCAACUCCAGCCCCCAAAAGAGCCCCAGCUUCCCCACUUCCUAAAGGGACCCCCUUUGUCCCAGCUGUGGCUCCUCCCUCCCCCAAAAAGUCCCAAGCAACUCCAGCCCCCAAAAAAGCCCCAGCAACUUCAUCUCCCAAAGGGUCCCCUAAUGCCCCAGCUGUGGCUCUUCCCUCCCCCAAAGAGUCCUCAGCUACCCAACCUCCCAAAGGAACCCCCACUCCCCCAACUGUGGCUCCUCCCUCCCCGAAAGGAGGACCAGCAAUUGUAUCCCCUAAAGAGACCCCCACUUCCCCAAUAAUGACUCCUCCCUCCCCCAAAGGGGCCUCAGCUGCCUCAUCUCUCAAAGGAACCCUUACUCCCUCAGCUGUGACUCCUUCCUCCCACAAAGAGUCUCCAGAAACUCCAGCCCCCAAGGGGGCCCCAACAACCCCACCUCCCAAGCGGGCCUCCACUCCCCCAGCUCUGACUCCUUCCUCCCCCAAAGAGUCUCUAGCUACCCCAUCCUCCAGAGGGACCUCAGCAACUCCAUCUCCCAAAAGAGCCCCAGGGACUCCAUCCUCCAAAGGAACCUCAGCAGCUUCAUCCCCCAAAAGAGCACCAGCUACCCCAUCCUCCACAGGUGCCCCCACUCCCUCAUCUGAGACAUCUCCCUCACCCAAAGAGGCCCCUAUAUCUCCAGUUUCAGUUACUUGUCCCUUGGGGUCCACUGCCCCUCAGGCAUCUAAAGGCCUACCAAUAAUGAAAGGUCCCACAGCUCUCAAACCAGUACUUGUUGCCCCAGCUCCAGAAAGUGCACCAGUUGUCACAGUUCCCUCUGAGAAAGAUCCACUGGCCAAGAAGAGUUCUGCUACUCCACCUCCUGUGUGCCCCGAUCCCUCAGCCAAGAAUGGUACUAAAGGACCCCUUUCUACAAUGGCUCCAGCCCCUCUACUGACAGUCUCUGCUCAGAAAGCCUCUUCUCCAAAGACUCCCAAAACCCUUCCUGUUUCUCCAUUAAAAGGCAAAGAUUCUUUUCAUUCCCCAAAGAGCCCCUUGGCUCUUGCUCCUGAGUCUGUGACAUCUACCCCUCUAGCAACAGCUUCCUCUGAGAAGGUCCUUCCUAAUGCUGGAUCAGCAUCUGUCUCUCCAGCACCCACCCCACCAGUCUCUCUGCCUCUCCCUCCCUCCCCAGUUCCCCCUCUGCUUCCUAAACAGCAAUUUCUGCCGUCCUCACCUGGGCUGGUGCUGGAAUCACCCUGUAAGCCCUCAGCCCCUGCUGAUGAGGAUGAGCUGCCGCCUCUGAUUCCCCCGGAACCAAUCUCGGGGGGAGUGCCUUUCCAGUCGGUCCUCGUCAACAUGCCCACCCCUAAACCUGCUGGGAUCCCUGCCCCAACCCCCUCUGCCAAGCAGCCUGUUCUGAAGAACAACAAGGGGUCUGGAACAGAAUCGGACAGUGAUGAAUCAGUACCAGAGCUUGAGGAACAGGAUUCCACACAGGCAACCACCCAACAAGCCCAGCUGGCAGCAGCAGCUGAAAUCGAUGAAGAACCAGUCAGUAAAGCAAAACAGAGCCGGAGUGAAAAGAAGGCACGGAAGGCUAUGUCCAAACUAGGUCUUCGACAGGUUACAGGGGUUACAAGAGUCACUAUCCGGAAAUCUAAGAAUAUCCUCUUUGUCAUCACAAAACCAGAUGUCUACAAGAGCCCAGCUUCAGAUACCUACAUAGUUUUUGGGGAAGCCAAGAUCGAGGAUUUAUCUCAGCAGGCACAACUAGCAGCUGCUGAGAAAUUCAAAGUUCAAGGUGAAGCUGUCUCAAACAUUCAAGAAAACACACAGACUCCAACUGUACAAGAAGAGAGUGAAGAGGAAGAGGUUGAUGAAACAGGUGUAGAGGUUAAGGACAUAGAACUGGUCAUGUCGCAAGCAAAUGUAUCAAGAGCAAAGGCAGUUCGAGCCCUGAAGAACAACAGUAAUGAUAUUGUAAAUGCUAUUAUGGAAUUAACAAUGUAACCGUCUGAAAACGAGGACCCUUUUUUGGUGUUUCAAAAGAAUAACUGCAGCUUGGUUUGAAAUUUGUACUGUUUCUAUCAUUAAUAAAGUUAUGGCUUCUUGUUGGAUGAA